Olea europaea var. sylvestris is the source of this 513-nucleotide messenger RNA. RefSeq lists its product as uncharacterized. The record is from RefSeq and is a predicted model, not a curated record. Lineage: Eukaryota; Viridiplantae; Streptophyta; Magnoliopsida; Lamiales; Oleaceae. The transcript is spliced from 2 exons. Bases 1 to 513 code for a protein of 170 amino acids. Gene Ontology annotation, molecular function: zinc ion binding.
AUGACAUCAAAUAUUGUAGAAUCAGUUAAUGCAGUCACAAAGGCAGCUAAGAAUUACCCCAUUGUGUCGUUGCUAGAGUCUUUACGACAAACAGUGCAAAUUUGGUUCUGUAAACAUAGAGACGAGGCGCAUGGACCUUUGACAAUGUUGACAAGCAAGUUUGAGAAUAAUUUAAGAAAAAUGAGUUCAGAAUUAAGGAACUUAAGGGUAUCUGCUUCCAACCAGACAAUUUUUUCUGUCAUCAGCAAUGACAGGUCUACCUUUGUUGUUGAUAUUGAGGAACGUACAUGCACGUGUCGGAUGAUGCAAGUCGAUCGGAUGCCCUGUCCACAUGCAUUAGCUGUAAUUGAGCAUACAAAAAGGGAUCCGUAUGCUUAUUGUUCAUAUUAUUACACAAAGGAUGCAUUUUUAAAAGCUUAUGAACAUUCAGUAUAUCCUAUUGGAAACCCAGACGAAUGGACAGUUCCUAACGAAGUACAAAACCAAAUUGUGUUACCUCCUGACCAAAAAUGA